CGGCUAACGCGCAACCCAGGAACAGGAGCCGAGAAUGAGCUGGACUCAGCGUUCGAGCCCCUCGCUGCACCAUUUGCUCAUGGGGGACUUCGUAUAAGAUUAGGUGCGCGCCAGGGAAGGGCGCCUCACCUUCUCCUCGUCGCUCUUUGUCGAGAAGCGGUCGUGUCUGUCGCUCGUUACCUUUUUAAUACUUAAUUUCUUGUCACUUCUCGGAAAGAUGAGGCUCCUGUGGCUUGUUUCGGUGCCCCUCGUUAGCGCGCGUGUGGUUAGGAUCCAGCAACAGAGCCUGACCGAGGAGGUGGAAAAUGCUGGGAGGGCGAUCGGGAUCCAUUUUACGAAUUCGCACGCGACCGCUGCUGUUCGGUAUGAGAAUGGCACCGUGGAGGAUUUGGCUCGAGUCGCGGGAGAUGCAAAUUAUAUUGCACUAAUGACGCGUUGGUCCAAGAAAUGUGCACCGUCAGAGAGCCUUCGAUGCCGCAUGCAGAGGGAAGCACGCCAAAGACAUGCGGACCUCAGACAGCCACUUGGCGUUGAUGCGACCAUUCUGUCUUCAAUGCUGCGACAAGUAAAGACUGUUAUCGAAGACAAGCUUGAAUCCGCGAUCACGAACGUCCUGCCCGUCUUCCCGCCGCUUGCUGCUCUCAACGAAGAGCAUAUCGAGGAGGCAUUCGAGCAUGCCGGUCUCACGUGGCUGCAUGCCCGGCAACAGGAGGAGCAGAUACUAUACGAGACGAACGCUGCGUACGCCGGAUUGGGAUACAGCCUCUGCGAGUUCGGAGCAGACGGCUCGCAGUGUGCGAGGGAGGAAAACGAGUUGAAAUCCCAGCACGUUCUCUUCCUCAACUUCGAUAAUACCACCUUCAGCGCAACGCUCCAGAAUAUGAAGAACGCGUACCAACAACAAAUAUCAGCGACCUUUCUCGAUACGACUCUCGGAUGGUGGAACCUCCCCGUCUACGACGAGCCGAGACUUGCCUUCUGGGCGAGGAUCGAAGCGAUUGUGUUUGCUGUUGGGAAUGCGAUACAACAGCCACCCAAUAAGAUCAUUCUGAUGGGCGAGCAUGGCGGAGACCAGGAGUUCGUGGAGGUUGUGGAAGCGGCACUGUGGGAGCUCUUCGAGUAUGACGCGUCCUUGCUCAUGGAGGCAAAUGCAGACGUGAACAGUGCAACGUUGGCUGCAAGAGGGGCAGCUGAAUUGGCCUUCCGGGCUGGGGGCUGGAAUGAAGGGGCGACUCACGCUUCUCUAGAUGCUGAGAGCAUUGAGCUGUAAUGAUGCGUAAUGCUUGGAGGGCGGCUUUCCUACCUAUUGAGAUACCCACGACAUAUCAUAUUCCUAAUGAAGAUCCCGUGCAUCGGGUGACGAAACUCCCACACGUUCCUAAAACCAUGGGAUUGAAGAUGUUGUUGCAUAGUAGGGCGCUGUAUACGAAAUGUCCCAGAUACGUCUCUUUCCCGGACUAGAAAUCGUGCGAAAACUUGACGUUUUCCUUGACAAACCGAUAGUCCCACUCUCAAAUAUAGCGGAACAUAUUGUUCUUCACACUUCUCUUCAUCGAUACCGGUUGACCAUCUUCAUACUCAACACCGGAC
Molecule: messenger RNA, 1590 nt
Organism: Trematosphaeria pertusa
Lineage: Eukaryota; Fungi; Ascomycota; Dothideomycetes; Pleosporales; Trematosphaeriaceae
Exons: 4
Coding region: 218-1270 (350 amino acids)
Source: RefSeq, a predicted model, not a curated record